Oryzias melastigma (Indian medaka) is the source of this 1568-nucleotide messenger RNA. RefSeq names its product N-acylethanolamine-hydrolyzing acid amidase. The record is from RefSeq and is a predicted model, not a curated record. NCBI's taxonomy places the organism in Eukaryota, Metazoa, Chordata, Actinopteri, Beloniformes, Adrianichthyidae. Gene Ontology annotation, molecular function: fatty acid amide hydrolase activity. The coding region runs from base 42 to 1124 and encodes 360 amino acids. The transcript has 11 exons. Gene Ontology annotation, biological process: fatty acid metabolic process. Gene Ontology annotation, cellular component: lysosome.
UGUCCGGUGUCAGGCAGACAGCAGGAACUGGAUUGGUUGCGAUGGAGUGGACCGCCGUGCUGUUGCUGCUGCUCCCGCUGCUGGGACCUCCGUGCCGGGCUCAAGUUGCCCCUCCAACGGUGAGCAUCAACCUGGACGAGGACCCGCAGGAGCGAUGGAAACCUCUGCUCAAAGUUUUUGACGUAGCUUACCUGAACAGAGCAGCCGCUGCAAUAAUCGAUUCUACAGUCCCCAAAUGGGUGCAUCAUUUGAUUAUACCUGUUGUGAAUUCUCUGGAGAAGUACAUUCCUCCUCCUUAUGCGGGGGAGAUCCGCGGCCUGGCAUCGCACUUUGGAGGCAACCUGUCUGACAUCGUCAUCCUCAACUUUGCCUAUGAAGUGUCAGCGUUUUGCACGAGCAUCAUAGCCCAAGACAAAUCUGGAAAGAUUUACCACGGCCGGAAUCUGGACUAUCCGCAUCCUGUUCUGAGGAAUAUGACUCUGAAUGCGGUUUUCAUGAAGAAUGGGAAGAUGGCUUACCAGGGGACUACAUUUGCGGGCUAUGUGGGCCUGUGGACCGGGCAGAGUCCUGGGAAAAUCACCAUCUCCGGGGACCAGAGAGGAACAGAGCACUGGUGGAACUGGUGGAAGAACGUGGUGUCUGCUCUCUUGCUCCACGCGUCUCCCGUCAGCUGGCUGGUGCGGGAGACGCUGGAGGAAGCAGAAGACUUUCAGGACGCAGUCAUUCGUCUGUCAAAAACCCCCCUCAUCACAGGGGUGUACUACAUCGUGGGAGGGGUUCGACCGGGGGAAGGGGUCAUAAUCACCAGAGAUCGGAAAGGCCCCGUGGACAUCUGGCCCCUGGAUCCCACGUAUGAAGGGUGGUUCAGAGUUGAGACAAACUUCGAUCACUGGCUCCCCCCACCGCCGUCAGAUCAUCGCCGCCAAGUUGCAAACGAUGCACUAAAAUCAAUCGGGCAAAAACGCAUCAAUUCAUACUCUCUCUAUCAGGUUUUAAUGCUGGCUCCAGUGUGUAACAGAGGGACCAUUUACUCCACAGUAAUGAGUGCAAGAUCUGAAGAAAAGUAUAUGACAGUAGUCUGGCCAAAGGGGUGUCGCUACUCUAACAACACUGACAAUUUCUAAGCAGUGAACACUGCACAUACUUUUCAAUGAUUGAAUCAGUUCAUGGUCAUGUGAAAUUAAAGCAUUAUUUUAUGUUUAAAAUGAAACUGACGUUUUUACAGAGAUUUUAACUAUGUUUGGUUUUGUUUUUUAAUUACCUGAUAUGUUUGUAGUUAUUGAAAAUUCAAGGCCAGGAAUUGACAGAAAGUUGAUUAAAUGCAUGAAUCAGUGCUUCACUGUUAAAUUACAGUAUAUACUACAAAUAAAUCAUUAGUAAAACCCAUAUCCUUUUGGUUAUAAAAACUAAAAUGACAGCAUACGUUGUAUAAAGUGUACAUUUGUAACAUGAUACAGAUGACAACAGCUUCACUGUGACAAAAACACUCAAUGAAAUGCUGUAUCUAAACCUGUGUGGCCUUAUGUAUAAAAGUAAUACUCCCAUUCUUUAAUAAACUAAUAAACUGA